UCAAGGUUAGGCCUCUCAGUCCUCCCGUGUGUGCAGCACAGUUCAUAUAAAAUCCUUCGUAGUCCUUACUGUUUGUGUUGGCUGACGUUGUGUUUUGUCCACUGUUUGACCCUUUCAUACAGAUGGCAAGGCUGUGGCAUCUCCUGCUCCUGUGCUGGACCUUCAGUCCUCUCUGUCUUACAUCGAGUUCAAGCUUCAUUGGGAUGCCACAGCAGUGUAGACAGGCUGACUUUGUCCCUGGUUACAACCUUGGGGGAGAAGGUCUUGACAUCGUCACCAUGAAGAGGAAAGGUGCCUAUGUCAUCGACACCGAAACCUGGAACCUCGGCAAUGACACCUGCAGGCUGUACCCAAACAGCUACAUGAACAGGAAGAUCCAGAAAGUCCCGGUUGCUGUUGUGGACUGGAGAAGCUUCUCCAAGUGCAACCUGAAAGUCUCGAGCAUACUCUACGAUUCUGCUGAAACCCUCGUUAAUGAUUCCACAUCGUCUGUGUCCAAUGACUGGAAGAUCGGCCUCGACAUCCCUGUAGAUCCUUCAGUCACCAUUGGGGUUGGUUUUGGAGGUUCCCACUCCAGAGCAGCAGAAUUUGCCAUGAAAAAGUCAAAAAAAGACCGCUACACCUUUUCUCGCCAUUCCAUCUACUGCAACUUCUAUGGCUAUAGACUGGCAACAAAUCCUCCUUUGAGUCAUGAAUUUCAAUCAGCUGUGAACUCUCUUCCCCCCUACACUGUUAAAACUGGUGUCUUCUAUCGUAACCUGAUUGACACUUAUGGUACACAUUACAUUACACAAGUGCUGCUAGGAGGAGAAAUCAAAGCAAUCACUUCUGUCAGGACCUGUGAGGCAACCAUGAACGGAAUGACGGCGACAGAAGUCAGCGACUGUUUGUCAGUCGAGGCCUCUGCGACCUUUGCACAAACUGCGAGUAUUAAAGCCAUGACAAAACACUGUGAGGCAGAGAAGAAGAAGCUGGGUUCAGGUCACAGUUUCAGCAGCGUAUUUAAUGAGCGUGAGACAGAGGUGAGCGGAGGAAACGUUGAUGGAGUCGAUGUCCUCUUUCAAGGCCAAUCCAACCCCUCUGUCUAUAACAGCUGGCUGAACUCACUGAAAACCACACCCGAUAUCGUCCAAUACAACCUAAAGCCUCUGCACACCAUCCUGCCAAGCGGUCAUCCUGCCAGAGCUGGACUGAAACGAGAGGUGGAGCAGUACAUCAAUAAGAACGCGGUGGUGAAAAAAUGUUCUGAGUCCUGUUUGAUUGGGCACAGAUCUGACAAGAGGGAUCCUUGUGCUUGUGUCUGCAACAGUAACCAGAAUGUCAAGUCUAACUGCUGUCCUGCUGGGAAAGGUCUUGCAACACUUAAAGUAUUCAAGCUUUAUGCUCGGGAUCUGCAUGGUGACAGGUGGACUAAGACAGACGGUUCAGUGUUGGUUAAAUAUGAAGAUCAGACAAAGCACACGGUCAUCAUUAGCAACAACGACAACCCUGAAUGGCCAGAAACGUUUCAGUUUGGACAGAUCAAAAUUAACAUGAUGAACAAACUCACAUUCAGCGUGUAUGAUGAGGACACUUACUGGAACAGCGAGCUGCUUGGUAGCUGUUCAUUCGAUCUCCGCAGUGGGGUGGUGACAGACAGCUGCAUGUUUAAUCAUGGCACCUUCUUCUUUUCCUACAUAGUCCAGUGUGCACCAAGCCUUAGUGGACACCAGUGUCAAGAGUACACUCCCUCACCCAUGAGUCCAUCUUUGGCUGAGAUCUUCCACACCAGAAACGGGAUCCUUGCUGGAAAGUCAGGGAUGAAUUCCACUGCGUCAGUCAGUCAGGCAGGUUGA
Molecule: messenger RNA, 1835 nt
Organism: Amphiprion ocellaris (clown anemonefish)
Lineage: Eukaryota; Metazoa; Chordata; Actinopteri; Pomacentridae
Product: perforin-1-like
Exons: 2
Coding region: 123-1835 (570 amino acids)
Source: RefSeq, a predicted model, not a curated record